Molecule: messenger RNA, 372 nt
Organism: Cucurbitaria berberidis CBS 394.84
Lineage: Eukaryota; Fungi; Ascomycota; Dothideomycetes; Pleosporales; Cucurbitariaceae
Exons: 1
Coding region: 1-372 (123 amino acids)
Source: RefSeq, a predicted model, not a curated record
AUGCCAGCUCUCGUAGACGCGUCAGGUCUUCUUCCAUUCCAGCCUUUAUAUGCCGACUUCAGGCGAUAUCGCGCGCUACAUCAUAACUGCAUACUUGCUCCAAUUGACAACCCUAAGAGGAGCACCAUAACUCGGGUGAUGCUGGGAGUACACGCAACCCCCAACGAGUCGUCAUCCAGCACACAAUUGCUAAGCACUGUUUCGACUGCAGCGAGCAGUUCUGAUGAGGCCAGCUCUUCAUCAUCCAAGCCGGGCACUCCUCCUUCACCACUCGACGCGCCUCUCAUAGGUCCCGGCGCAGAUGCAAAGCUACAACUACAGCCAAAAGGCCCAGUUGCCCCAAAUCCAGCAGUAGACGCGCGCGCUCCCUAA